CGGAUGCUCCUGAUCCUGACUAUGACCAUCGGCAAGCCAUACUUGAGGCCUGAUGUGGGCGCGGAAACCUACUCUCCCAGUAAAAAUCAGGCUUAGAUGGUAUCAAAUUUCUUGCUUCUCCAGGUAGCUAUCGACACGAUACGAGAGAUGGUCUCUUCAUACAGGCGCGUCACCAAACAGAUAAAACAGUCUCCUGGACUUCCAGUAUCCAAUCCCAUCACACCGUUCUGGUCUAUCCCAGCAUCGCCCAUCCAGAAAGAAGGUUCAUCAGCGGCUCUGCCAGCAAGUGCGGAUGUAGUGAUCACCGGGUCUGGGAUAACAGGUACGGCGUUUGCAUGUACGCUGCUCGACACGGAUGAGUCGCUGGAUGUUAUGAUGUUGGAGGCAAGGGACGCGUGCUCUGGUGCUACAGCGUGGAAUGGAGGACACAUCACGCCCCUGCUGUACCAUGACUACUUGGAACUGAAGGAGAAACACGGAGCAGAGGCCGCGAAGCAAAUUAUACGGUUCAGGCUGUCGCAUUUGGAUGUGCUGAUUGGCGUCGCAGAGGAGGAGGGCAUGGACGGAAGAGAGCCAGUGUCGAAAGGUGGAAACAUAUGACAUGUUCUUCGACCAAGAGGCGUUCGAAGGAGCAAAGGAGAAGUUGGAGCGCUAUUUGGAGGAAAUACCGAGUAAGAAGAGUAGCUGGGGGACGAUGGAGGGCUCAGCGGGGAUGCAGCUCGCAGAUGGAGUGCACGGGGUCAUCUCGACAACUGGGG
Messenger RNA from Desarmillaria tabescens, 758 nucleotides. RefSeq lists its product as uncharacterized. The coding region runs from base 97 to 600 and encodes 167 amino acids. The transcript is spliced from 2 exons. Gene Ontology annotation, cellular component: cytoplasm. Gene Ontology annotation, molecular function: oxidoreductase activity. The record is from RefSeq and is a predicted model, not a curated record. NCBI's taxonomy places the organism in Eukaryota, Fungi, Basidiomycota, Agaricomycetes, Agaricales, Physalacriaceae.